Messenger RNA from Dinoponera quadriceps, 4021 nucleotides. Its product is annotated as zinc finger protein 433. The record is from RefSeq and is a predicted model, not a curated record. Bases 209 to 3823 code for a protein of 1204 amino acids. The transcript is spliced from 8 exons. NCBI's taxonomy places the organism in Eukaryota, Metazoa, Arthropoda, Insecta, Hymenoptera, Formicidae.
UCAUAAUCGUGCGUACAAGUCUGAGCGUACGCCACCAUUUUGUCACGUUUUAUUUCUAAACGUAUCCCCCCACCAUAUUGAAAACAACCGAAGGUCGACGCUGAUCUCAAUCGUAACGGAGUGUUCUUUGGUUAGGUUACGGACUACGUUUGACGUCUUUUCUUGUAACAUGAUUUCAGUAAUUAAAUAAUAAUAAAAACUGAAUAAAAUGGAUGUUGGUGGUGAUCUAACUCUACAAUGGGUGGAAGAAGUGGGAAACGUAGAACUCCACGAGGAAGUGAUAUGCGAUCUGCAGGCACAAUUGGUCGCUACGGAAGAAGAGGUCAUUGGUGCUUGCGAGGAAGUGGCAGUAGAAGAAACCGUCGAGUCUGUUCCUGAUGUAGCACCUACAACAGAAUCUGAAAUACUAAUGGUACCCCACUCUAACGAUAUGGAAUCUAUCUAUAUUGUACCACAAGAUCAAGGACAUGACUAUUUGAAUAUACAAGUCACGGAAGAAGUAAUUGCUGAUAAUUGGGAUAGACAGGGUCCAGAUGAUGGAGUCGAGAUUCCAGAGACAAAGGUAACACAUGACAACUUGCUGGAAUAUGAUGACAUGGAGAUACCAUUGCCGAUCAAUCAGGACUCUAAUACCAACAUUCGGCCAUAUCCGUGUGAUUUCUGUAGCCGUAGAUUUCGAAAGAAAGCAAAUCUAAUGAACCACAUGGUAGCACAUCAAACAGAUCGUCCACAUAGUUGCAAUCUAUGUGGGGCACGAUAUGUACGCAAAUGCGACUUAAACAAUCACUUGAAAAUCCAUGCGUAUGCACCAUCGUCGCGAGAUGGUUUGGAGGACGAGAUGAAUGAUGAGGACUACUCCCUCCACCAGACACCAGAGGAGGAAGAUAUGGCAACUACUGCUACUACUACUGUUAAAGGCAGACGCAAAAAGGUACAAUCAAGUGUGCCACGCAAGCGAAAAGGCAAUAAUGUAGCUAGUCUACCAAAACGACUACACAACACAACCGAGAAUACUAGUAAUAGUGGGAUCAAGAUGGAGAUGGGCAAUGGCAAUUACGCAUCAUCCAGUUCAAGGUGGCACGAGGAGGAGAUGUCUGUCACUGUUGCCAGUGAGCAGCAGCAGCAGCAGCCUCCAAGAUCAUGGCCAGUCACUGAUCGUACUAAACCCUACGUCUGCCAAUUCUGCGGUGUUGGCUUUGCGAGGGAAAAAGCAUUGGCUUCACAUGCGCGUAUUCACGGCGGUGACAGUCCUUUUGAAUGCACUUCGUGUAACGAAAUGUUUUGGGAUGUUAACAGCCUGCGAGAGCACGUGCGUAUCAAGCAUGGUGGCACUAUACACACACAGUCCGAUACGGAGGAAUAUGACAAUGACACCGCUUACACGGGUGAAGAAAGAUUCGGCGAGUUUUAUUGUAACACAUGCGCUGUACCGUUUCAUCGUCUGGAUCUACUUAAACGACAUCAAAAAAUUCAUAUCAAGCAAGAAAUGGACACGAUGGAGGGGGGAUCCAGUCAACAUCACGUGUGUAAUGUUUGUGGCGAAUGGUUCGAAGAGGCACUGGCGCUGUUAGCACACGCAGAACUUCAUGCUAGAUCUCCUAGUCGUCGUUGCUUACUAUGCGGAGCCAGAUGUCGUGACGAUGCCGAAGUAGCGGAGCAUGUACGGCAAAAUCAUGCUGAGGAUGCGCCACCGAAUACAUGUAUACACUGUGGAAAAACGUGCAAGGAUAAACGCAGCUUGCUGAAGCAUUCAUGGGUCCAUAAUGUCGAUAAGACCUUCGGUUGUACAAAGUGCGGGAAACGCUUCCAUAGUAAAGCUAGACUGCGAAGGCAUAUGGUAUCACACCGUAAUAAAAUGGUAGCUUGCGACGAGUGCGGUGAGGAGUUUCCUGACGGACGAGCUCUCGUGAGCCAUCGACAUUCGCAUAAUAAAGAUCUGGGCGGUCGUUCGUUCCCCUGCCGCGAGUGUGGCAAAACUUUCGGCAGCCGUAGCUCGCAACAGAUUCACAUACGUAUCCACACAGGCGAAAGACCGUACGGUUGUCGGUUCUGUUGGAAAGCAUUCGCCGAUGGUGGUACCUUGAGGAAACACGAACGCAUUCACACUGGCGAGAAACCUUACGGUUGCGCCAUUUGUCCUCGAGCUUUUAAUCAGAGAGUUGUUCUUAGAGAACACGUGCGCGCCCAUCAUUCCGGACCAGAUCCUAAAUGCGUGGGCAGUACGACGCCUUUUUUAUGUAAAGUAUGCGGUGAAACAUACAGCACGUCCGAGGAAAUUGUGGCUCAUAUUGUGCAGCAUUGCGAUGACAAUACUGCGUUAAGACGUCAGCCGCAAACCGGACCACGCAAGUACAAAAGGAGACGCAAACUGAAACCUCAUGAGACCAACACGAUAUUGCGUAGAAAUGAGUUGUAUGAUAUGAUAGAAGGCGAUGAUGGUGGCGGCGGCGGCGGUGGCGAUGGCAACGUUGCCAAUGUUGGCUUUAGUGUUGGCAUUAACAUUGGUGGUGUUGACGGCGGCGGCGGCGGUGACGAUGGCGGCGGCGGUGGUGACGGCGAUGGCGGUAGCGGCGGCGGUGCUGGUGGUUCCGAUUCUGAGGAAAAUACAAAACGGAAACACGGCGGUCGUAAAAACAAGCAACAUAGAUUGUCGAAUGUUGAGGAAGGCUAUCAAAAUGUGUUAAAAAGCUUUGAAAGUUCGCUACAGAAUAUAAACUCAAUCGUGAGUAACUCUAAAUUGAAUAUGUCAAAGUCGAAGCUUUCAAAGAAGAAGCUUCGUAAAGAGGAGAAGAAAAGUGAGAUGCAGGCAUCGAAUCAGUCGUCCAGCCGACCGAAAAUGAUCCACACACAGAAGACACGAGUGCCGGUAGUGGUGGGUAGCGACGGUGUGAAAAAGGGACAGAAGACAAAAACAAUGGUGACGCGAACGCCAAAGGUUAUGCCAAAUGAACACAAGUCGGGCAUCUUUCCGGGUGGUGAGCGGAAUCGGCCACGCACUAAAAAUGUUAGUUAUCACAUUGAGGGCAAACAGCAGCAGCAGCUCUCGCCAGCGACAUUUUCGAGUAAUAAAGUAAAGGAAGACGUGGUAGUAGACGUUCUCCCUUCAACGCAGCAGCAACAAUCGCAAAUGCUAGCGAACGUCAAAAUCGAAUCAGGCGCAACACUGCAAAAAGUAGUAACGUCCACAACAACAAGUCACGAUAGUCAUAGAAAUAAUAACGGUAAUAUACUUGCUCUUGUCAAGAGUGAAUCGCUAGCCAAGAAGAAGUCAACCACCCUGAAGAAAACUAAAAGACAAAAACAUGUAGUGAAACAAGAACGUUCGGAUACGUCCGAAUCGGGUAUAGAAGAACAGCAACAAGAGCAUCAGUUACGAAACAACAACAAUAUAAUGGAAAACAACGAUGAUCCUGCUACACAACUGAUGGAGCAUGCAAUGGAUGGCAGUAACUUGGAGGUAGCUUUCGAAGCGAGCGUCGUGACUGCUGUGGAUCAAGGUCAAGAGGAAGACGAGGAUGACGAUGAUGACGAUGAUGACGAUGAUGAUGAUGACGAUGAUGAUGAUGAGGAGGAGGAGGAGGAAGAGGAGAGCAUUUUGCCUGACACCGGGGAAGAGAUUGGCAACCACCGGGGAGAUGUUAAACUCAGUGUGAAGGUGGAAUCGGCACCACAGCGGAUGCUGGCUGUUCAUAGUGUUAUUACACCGGUAGAUGAUGUCCCGGAGACAAUAAUACCAGAUGCUGUGGAAUAUACGUGCGAGAUGUGCGCGGCGGUAUUUUCGAGCCGCGCCGAAUUAUUGGUUCACGUACCGAUACACAUUUGAUUUGAUUUAAUUUGUUCGACAAGUCGGUCAACAUAAGGAGGUUUGUUCUACUCUCUCUUUCUCUCUCUCUCUCUCUCUCUCUCUUUCUCUCUCUCUCUCUCUCUCUCUCUCUCUCUCUCUCUCUCUCUUUAUUAUGCAUACUUAUUUAAUCAAAUUGAAUACUUUUAUCACGGUCGAUGAGGGUUGUUACUUCGCAAA